This is a messenger RNA of Microcebus murinus (gray mouse lemur), 10679 nucleotides long. RefSeq names its product lipin 2 (gene LPIN2). Lineage: Eukaryota; Metazoa; Chordata; Mammalia; Primates; Cheirogaleidae. The record is from RefSeq and is a predicted model, not a curated record. Gene Ontology annotation, cellular component: cytosol; nucleus; endoplasmic reticulum membrane. Gene Ontology annotation, biological process: triglyceride biosynthetic process; positive regulation of transcription by RNA polymerase II; fatty acid catabolic process. Gene Ontology annotation, molecular function: transcription coactivator activity; phosphatidate phosphatase activity.
AAAACAAAUGGGCAAAAACACCCGCAUGUAGCUCGCUGGCCGUAGUUUGAGGAUGUGUGUACUAGAUAAAUAGUGCUAAGCUGCCAGGAUUGUAUUUUCUAAUAUGGUAUCAGUGUAAAUACUUAUGUAUAUAUGGUUUAUUAUAUAACUUUUCAUGAACAUUUAGCUUAGGUUUUUUGUUUGCUUCUUUUCACAUUCAGAAGUUUUGUGCUUACUCCUUUUCACAUUCAGAAGUUUUAUGAUUAAAGUAUACAUUAAAAACUUGAACAAAAUUAAUUUGUUGCCAAGGCUAAUUAUUUUUAUACAAACUGAAUGUCCUGCUCCUCAGAGAGCCUUUUUAUAAAGUAUGUUGAAUCUGAAAGAAAAACAAAUUGUAAUAAAAUGCUGCACUUGUAUUUCUGUGGUGCUAUAUCCACAGAAGAGGGAGCAUUUCUUCUAAUGUUGUUGGUUUUAGAUUAUAUACGUCUCUUGGCUUUUUGGAUCCUUAGAAUGUCCUGACAUUCUAAGAUUAAAUUUUAGAUACUACAGGCAUUUAACUUCUAAAAGUAGCAAAGAUGACCUUACUUACCUCUUUUUCUUUUACUACUGAGUGCAUUAUUUCAGGCUUUACCCUCUCCAGAGAAUGCAGUUACUCCUUCCAUCUGCAAUUGUCUUUCAUCUGUACGUCUGUGAUAUAACUAUUAUCAUGUAUAAAACUGAGUAUCAGUACUGCAAUUUUUGCCUUAUACAUCUUUGUCGAACCUUAGAUUGAAGUAGGCAGAUUCAAUUUCUGAAGACAAUAAUCUAGGAAUUCUGUUUACUCUCAUUUUAACUAAAAUUUCACCAGUUAAAUAAAAUCCUUGCUUUGUAACAGAUUUAAAUGUAGCAUUAGAAUUUUCUGAACAUUGUAAAAGUAAAUUCCUUAAGUUAUUCUCAUAGCAAAUUAUUUUAGCCAUUUUUACUGUUCACUAUUUCCUGAAGAACACAAAUGAACCCACAUAUAACAAUAUGAAAUGUUGCACAUUCUGAUGGGGAAAUAGAGUGGCAGGAUGCAGUCAGAGGUUGAGAAGUAUGGACGUUUGAAAAAGAAGCAGAAAUUUGGGGAGAGAGCUGACCACAGAAACAAAGCAGGGUUGGAUGGCUUUUUUAGAGGCCCACUUAAGGCCCACAGGUCAAUAAUUUAUACUGUCAGCCAUCUCUUUCCGGCAGCAGUCAUGAUGAUUUUUAUUAAAAUGAAAACUCCAAUUGCAUGGGUGGUAUUUUCUUGAAGCCUACUAAUAUGAUAAAGAGCAAACUGUUAAUUAAACAUCAACAAUAUGGUUAAAAGCAAAGGCUCCAGGGUCCGACAAACCUGCCACACUUAUAAAAUUAUUUGCUAUUUUAAAAUUUGACAGUAAUAAGACUUGGAUUUCAAUAAGAUUUGAGUUAGAGUGAAAUGGGUUGAUAUAGCUCUAGUUUCUUUAUACCUCUGGUGUCACUGCUUUGCAUCACUGUGCAAACUGCUAUUCAGAGGUGAAAUGAGAGAGGAAAAAGACAAACAUUUAAACAGAAACGAUUAUGCAUUUAAUAGGUCCCCUGCUUUCCCUACUACCCCAAUCCUUGUGAAGCUGCCCCAGGAGCCCAGAGAGUUUUCACUUUUCGCUUUGUUUUGUUCACAGCUCUGUCCAGAAGUUGUGACACAGAAGUCAGGGCAUGAUUCUGAUUCUUACCUGGGCUGUUUAGCUCUACACUCUUAAUGGUCAGUUACACUUGAAUGCUUCAGCCAGGUAACUUUCAGUAUUCUCUCUCAUCUCAAAAUAUUGGUAAAAGUUUGGCCUAGAACAUUGGUGUCAAAAGGGGUAGACCUCAGAGGUUGUUUAGUUCUAAGCUCCUUAAAUGGAGCUGUGUACACUGAGAGAUAUUCUAAGCCUUACAUUAAAUGUGGUACAUUAACCCUUGAACUUGAUAGAGGUAAACUUUGGCCAGUUAUUUUUUUCUUCAUAUUACGAAGUAGACUUACCAGAGUAUAAUGCAAAAUGUGUGAAUUUUAAAGAUAAAUAGGUCUUCAAAGAAGUUUUUCUUUGGGAGAGUCACUUUAAGCUUGGCCUCUGACCUCAAGAGGCUCUUCCUGUCUUUUCUCCUCUGUUCCUGGAAAUAUCUGUUUGCAUUCAGUUAUUCAUAGUUCAGUGGAAUAGUCAUUAGCUAUCCUAUUUAGAGUUUGGGGGUUGUGUGAGGAUAUUCUGAGACACUGGAAGCGAGUAAACUGUAUAGCCGUUAUCCAAUAAGCAGUUAAACUACAGAUUGUUGAAAAACCUGAGAGUGAUAGCAAGAGGAGUUUUCUCUUGGUUUUGAAUAAAACCUAUCAGUCCUUUUGGGGUUGUUUUCACAGUUUAAACAGUGAAUUUGAAAUAAUUCUAGAUAGGGGAAGAAACACUUCAUAUGCUUUAGAGUAGAUGAUAAGAGAACCAUUUGACUCUAAAUUAAAACAGAUUUGUUUUGGUCCUUUCACAUAUAGGUCCCUUUGCCAUGAGUAGCCUUUAACAUGCAAAAAUGCAUUUAAGUCUUUCACUAUAGAAUAAUAAUGGUGGAUAUUAUGAAAUUCUUUGUAAUUGAGGCUUUGUAAUUGAGGCUAUGAAAAUAUAAAAAUAUUUUCAUCAUGAUUUUUUACUAAUCAAAGCUUAGUUUUCUCACAUCUUUAUUGGUAAUCCAGGAGGAAGGGGUUGCAUUUCCACAGUACAGGCACUGUGGGAGAGUACAAUUGUUUUCAUGUUUGAUGGCAAAAUGAGGACAUAGCUUUUGGUGUAAAGGUAUUUCUGUUUAACCAAUUUAGCACAACUUCAAAUAAGCAAAUUUCAGGUUAGGAAGUUUUAAAUAAAUACUUAUACUUUCUUUAAAAAUCCUUUAUACCUAGUCUGAUAUAUUUAAGGGAUUAGUAUUAGAAAAACAGAUACAAAUAUAUAUUUUACUUAGCAUCAAGCAUCAGUUGUGGAAUCUGAACAAGAUUCUGGUCUCCUGACUAGCAUUUUAGUUUUGUUUCCUUAGACUAUUUCUUGAAGGAUUUAGGUCUUGGGUAAAAAGCUUCCAACUUCUAACCACUUUUUUUAUUUAUUUAAGAUCAUUGAAGAUGCUAUGCAAAAGUAGUUUUUCUCAGUAUUCUGCUGUUUAUUUUUAUUUUAGCCUGUAGAGAAAAAAUAUGACAUUACAGUAGCAUUUUCCUUUGAAAAUUAUAGGGAUGUUAAGCACUGUUGGUUGUGAUUUUGACAUUUAUUGACCAAGACUGAAAAGUGCCACCCUGCAGGUGGUGAGCUGGAACCAGAAAGUUGGGUGCCAGCCUUGGGGGGUCAGAGUAAUUCACAAGUUGCCAUAGGGAGAAACUGUAGGUGCGUGCCUGGUGUCCACAUAGGUGAGCUCACCUCUUAAUGGCUCCAUGGUGCGUGCUCCCUUGCAGCCAGGACGUUCUGUGAGUCAUCGAUCAAAACAGUGAAAUGAAACCAAGGCUAGCAGGAAACCAAGUGGCUGGCCUGGGGGCUGCUUGUUGUGUAAGAGGCAAUUGAGGCAAAUGUUGCUGCACAGAGUACUGCCCAGUGACCUCUGCCCUGCUAGAAUCUGCACUGCGCUUCACUUGUUAGGCCUUUCCUCCUGUUGUCAGCCUCAGUCUUUCUUCCCCUAGUACAUUCUGUCUUGGGCUCUGUUGCUGGUGAUUAUUUGUAAUGAGCAGUACAAUCCUAGAUGAUAGUUUGAAUAAAAUAGUAUAUUUUAAUUCAGAAAUCUAAUAUAUUUUGUCCGUGUAUAUUAAGUAUGUUUUAUGUUUUUAGCAAAAUUCAGCUAAAGUUACUUUAUUUGACUUACUGAGAGCUGGCAAGGAAAUACCAGGAAUGUUUUAAGUUUUACAGUGUUGCAUUAUCAUACUCUAGAAAUCAAAUUUUGCUUGUUAUUUACAGUGCUGAGCAGAGUAUCUUCCAGAAUUCUGAAAACAUACUGGGUCAUGCCAGUAUGACAAAGUAAUAAUGUUUAGUAGUUGGGCUCUGUAAAGCUUACAUGAAUUGGCUGACUUUGGGAAGCUCACAAAUGCUCAGAAAUGUAUGUAAAUUAUUUCCCUCACGUGGUUUGUUUAUAUAAGGUUGCUUCUCCAUGUGUAUAGCUGUUUCUAUUUGUAAAAGUGAGGAUGUGAUUGCUUUAGAGAAUUAUUAACUCAAUCCCUGUCCUGUGUGAUGGAAGCCUCAGUGGCUGUCAUGUGAUUGGGCGAGUCUUGGUACCUAUCAGUGUAAACACAUGGCACACUCUGUCCCAUGCCCCUGCUUAUCUCCUUUGGAGAGGGGUUGAGGCAUUUUGAGCAAAUCUCAUUGGUAAAGUCGUAUACGUGUUGCUCUUUAUUAAAGAGCUAUUUCCUUUCAGUUUUAACCAUAUCGCUGUGUCUGCAAACAGUUUGCACUCAGUUUGUCAGGAGAGCAACUUUCUGUUUUGAUGAUACCUUCAUCUUCGAAAAAAGACAUGUUUGAUAAGCUAGUUCAAUGUUAAGAUGUUUUACCUAGAAGAAAGUAGUGAAGAUGAAGAGAAGGUUCCUGAAGGCUCAUUAAGUAAAACUCAAGAUGUUUACCAUGACAAGGCCUCUCCUGGUAUCCUGUCUCAAACCAUGAAUUAUGUGGGACAGCUGGCUGGGCAGGUGAUUGUCACCGUGAAGGAACUCUAUAAGGGCAUUAACCAGGCCACCCUCUCUGGGUGCAUUGAUGUCAUUGUGGUGCAGCAGCAAGAUGGCACCUAUCAGUGUUCACCUUUCCACGUUCGGUUCGGGAAGCUGGGAGUCCUGAGAUCCAAAGAGAAAGUGAUUGAUAUAGAAAUCAAUGGCAAUGCAGUGGAUCUUCAUAUGAAAUUAGGUGACAACGGAGAAGCUUUCUUUGUGGAGGAGACCGAAGAGGAAUAUGAAAAGCUUCCUGCUUACCUUGCCACCUCACCAAUUCCAACUGAAGAUCAGUUCUUUAAAGAUAUUGACAUCCCUUUGAUGAAAUCGGGUGGAGGUGAAAGACCAUCUCAGAGUUCAGACAUCUCACAUAUCUUGGAAACAGAGACAGUUUUCACUCCAAGUUCUGUGAAAAAGAAAAAACGAAGGAGAAAGAAAUGCAAACAGGACAGUAAGAAGGAAGAGCAGGCUGCUUCUCCUGCUACAGAAGACACCUGUGAUGUGGGUGUGAGCUCUGAUGAUGAGAAGGGUGCCCACUCGGCAAGAGGAUCUUCAAAUGCUUCCUUAAAGGAAGAAGAAUAUAAGGAGCCUUUGCUCUUUCAUUCCGGAGAUCACUACCCCUUAUCUGAUGGAGAUUGGUCUCCUUUAGAAAACACCUAUUCCCAGGCAGCAUGUCCUAAGAGUGAUUCAGAGCUGGAGGUUAAACCCACCGAGAGCCUGCUCAGAUCGGAGUCUCACAUGGAGUGGACGUGGGGCGGGUUCCCAGAGUCCACCAAGGUCAGCAAAAGAGAGCGAUCUGACCAUCAUCCUAGGACUGCUACCAUUACACCAUCAGAAAAUACCCAUUUUCGGGUAAUUCCCAGUGAGGACAACCUCAUAAGUGAAGUUGAAAAGGAUGCUUCCAUUGAAGACACUGUCUGUACUAUUGUGAAACCCAAACCCAGAGCCCUGUGUAAGCAGACGAGUGAUGCUACUUCUGCUGCAGAACUCCUCCAGCCUCCUCUUGAGAAUCCUCAAAUUUCAUCUAUGUUAGAUGCGGACCACGUUCCCAGCCCUCCCUCCAUGGAGGCUGCCUCAGAAUCCAAACCAGCAGCCAAAGUAGACUCGCCAUCAAAGAAGAAAGGUAUUCACAAGAGAAGCCAGCACCAAGGACCUGAUGAUAUUUACCUUGACGACCUAAAGGCUUUAGAACCUGAAGUUGCAGCUCUUUAUUUCCCUAAAAGUGAAUCGGACCCCAGCUCCAGGCAGUGGCCCGAGUCCGACACACUCUCUGGCUCCCAGUCCCCACAGUCUGUGGGAAGUGCAGCUGCUGAUAGCGGCACCGAGUGCCUCUCAGAUUCUGCUAUGGACUUGCCUGACGUCACCCUCUCCCUGUGUGGAGGCCUCAGUGAGAAUGGAGAAAUUUCUAAAGAAAAAUUCAUGGAGCAUAUCAUUACUUACCACGAAUUUGCAGAAAACCCUGGACUCAUAGACAAUCCCAACCUUGUAAUACGGAUAUAUAAUCGUUACUAUAACUGGGCUUUGGCUGCUCCCAUGGUCCUCAGCUUGCAGGUAUUCCAGAAGAGUUUGCCUAAGGCCACAGUCGAAUCCUGGGUUAAAGACAAGAUGCCAAAGAAAUCUGGUCGCUGGUGGUUUUGGCGUAAGAGAGAAAGCAUGACCAAACAGCUGCCAGAAUCCAAGGAGGGAAAAUCUGAGGUGCCACCAACCCGUGACCUGCCGUCAAGCACAAAGGAGCCAGCAAGUGCCAGGCCAGCUGAGGAUGACUCCUCGAGUGAUGAGGGGUCACAGGAGCUUGAAGAAUCGAUCAAAGUGGACCCCGUCCCUACGGAGCCCCUGAGCCACGGCAGCACAACUUCCUACAAGAAGUCCCUCCGACUCUCCUCGGACCAGAUUGCAAAACUGAAGCUCCAUGAUGGCCCAAAUGAUAUUGUGUUUAGUAUUACAACCCAGUAUCAAGGUACCUGCCGCUGUGCAGGGACCAUUUACCUGUGGAACUGGAAUGACAAGAUCAUCAUUUCCGAUAUCGAUGGAACAAUAACCAAGUCUGAUGCUUUGGGACAGAUUCUCCCUCAACUGGGUAAAGACUGGACUCAUCAGGGUAUAGCAAAGCUCUACCAUUCCAUCAACGAGAAUGGCUACAAGUUUCUGUACUGUUCGGCCCGUGCCAUUGGCAUGGCUGACAUGACCCGGGGCUACCUGCACUGGGUCAAUGACAAGGGCACGAUCUUGCCCCGGGGCCCUCUGAUGCUGUCUCCCAGCAGCUUGUUCUCCGCGUUCCACAGGGAAGUGAUAGAAAAGAAACCAGAGAAGUUCAAGAUUGAGUGUCUAAAUGAUAUCAAGAAUCUGUUUGCUCCGUCCAAGCAGCCCUUCUAUGCUGCCUUUGGAAACCGUCCAAAUGAUGUCUAUGCUUACACACAAGUUGGAGUUCCAGACUGUAGAAUAUUCACUGUGAACCCCAAGGGUGAAUUGAUACAAGAAAGGACCAAAGGAAACAAGUCAUCGUACCACAGGCUGAGCGAGCUUGUGGAGCACGUGUUCCCACUUCUCAGUAAGGAACAGAAUUCUGCCUUUCCCUGCCCAGAGUUCAGCUCCUUCUGCUACUGGCGAGACCCGAUCCCUGACGUGGACCUGGACGACUUGGCCUGAGGUGGCAUCUCCAUGGGGCGGCAGGACUCGGUCUUCUCACAGCAGGGGAAGGUGACUGGUCCUUCUGCCAACCUUGGACACUAGCUUUCCCGAGCAAGGCCAGGGGCUCCUGGAGCUGGCACUGCCAUCCUCCUUCGCCUUCCCAGGCUGGCUGCUCAGGCUCUGCGGGUCUGCAACUCAGCGCCCGGAGGGGGAAGGGACGGGCUUGGCCUGGGCCGAAGGCCGUGCUCUCCCCCUUGUGGGCUGCACACAUGCUUCCUGUCAAGUUGUGUGCUGGGUGCUCCUUCCAUCGCAUAAUUUAAAAGGAAGAAAAAAAAGCUUAAAAAGAGUGGACCAAAACAUUACACAAAGUAAAGUGUUAUAAUUUCCACUGGGCAGUUGGGAUGGUUUCUCUGUGGAACCAGAGCUUUUUUCAGUGGGUCAGGGUCCUCUGAACUGUGGCAGGUCCAGUUAGUGAUAUUGGCCUAAACUACCUGUGCACGUUUCGCCUUUGGGCACCUUGUUUCCUGCUAUACUGAAUGGGACAGCUGCUCCAGUGAGCCAAGUUGGGCGGGACGCCCCCAGGAUCCAUGCAUCAGAGCCUCUGAGCCUGGCCCCGCAGACUUGGGCUUCUAGAGGAGAAAAUCCCCUUAGAUCAUCUCCUCAUCUAUGACUAAUACACGAUGAGAGACCUUUAAGUUAUUUCUUAGAUCUCACCGAAGAAGAGAUCCUGCAGGUAUUUGAUGUCUGUAAUAAAAGUACUAAUGGUGAGAAGUUGGGUUUUAAAACAAACAAAAACAUCCCAACAACUGUGUUUUCACAGAGGCCCCAGAAAUGCAGAUAUACACUUGCACUGGGUCCUGGGAAGAGGACCAUUCCCUCUGCCAGUUGCCUGGCUUAGGUGGACCUUUUGGUGUCUUUCUUUGGGACAGGAUUUCUAAAAUUCUGUGGUCCAGAUUUGCCAGGGAAAUGCAGUGAGGUGAAGCUUGCUUGAAGGCCACUGGUCAGCAGCAUUUAGCUUUGGCAUUGGAAUCACCACCCUGUAAUAAAGCCCAUGGACACCAUGCAAGAGAGGGGAGGGGUCUUAGAGCUCCUGUUGAGCAUACCACCCCUCUGCAGUGUCCCCAGCCCACGUUCUGACCCCUUCAGCUGUGGAUUCCUGUGGUCAGCGGUGCAGAGGCUGCCCUGUUGGACCCAUGAGGGUGUGGGGUGCCCAUAUGUUUUCAUUGAAACAUACAUGGCAGCUCCAUUUAUUGACCUGGUUGUAAUGAGCUCAUGUCAAAUGUCCACACUAGACGGUACCAGGGAAGGGUUGUGUGCUGUCUGCCCCUCCAGGGCUUGUGAUUUGCUCGGUGUUGGUGGCCACUGCAAUACUGACACCAGAACUACCAGAGAGGAGAAUUUUAGGGGACCAGAAACGACCCCCAGUCAUAGUCCUCCAUCGUUGAGAACACAGGAGAUGGAGGUUCCUGAGCAGAGUGCUAUUGGGAAAGUUUCAUUUGCAACUCUGUGUGUCCCUGCAGUGAUAUUUGGGAGGCCUCUUGUUUUAGUUUGCUUUUACCCAAAAUAAUACUGCUCUAGAGAUACGGAAUAGGGGUGGUUAUUUUUCCAGAUUGGAGAGUUGAAAGUCCAUGACUGAUUGCAGCCAUUUUUUCCUAGUGCUGUUGGGAUGCAGAGACAAUGUUUAAAUCCCGUGAGCACAAUUCCCAGUGGCAAAACCCAGGAGGCGCAUGUUCCCAGAGAAGGGACAACACAAGCUUUCUGUGGUGCGAACCUCGCCCCCUUAAAUAGUUCACAGAACUGUUGUUUAAUAAGUUUAUUUAUAUAUAGUAGAUUAGGGAUCCUAGGUUAUGUUUGUAUGAAGUUCUGCCCAGUUAGUGAGUUAAAAUUCUAGUAGAGCAGCCAUGUAGCCACUUUAUUUCAUAGAUGCCAUCACCAUGUCCUCUCGACUGCCUCCUAUUCAGAGGAGGAACGAGAGCUUUAUGUGCUUAACCUGAGCCUAGUAGGACUUCUUUGCAUAUGUGUGGUACCGAAAUCAUAAUAUACAUCUUCUUUAGUUCUUUUUAGGUUGUCCUUUAAAGAGUUUUUGACUAGGUAGUUUGUUUCUUUUUCUUGAUAAGCUUUUCUCUUUGGACACAUGGCCUUGUUAGAAGGUGCAGUCUAGGACCUGCAUCUCCUGGCCCUGUGUUGAGAGUGGCUGGUCCCUCUGCCCUGGUGUCCAUUAGCACUAGACUUUGUUGCUGCAGAUUGAUCCAGUGGGUACAUAGGCUAAUUAAUGUGAGUCUUUUUCCUUGUUUAAAGGAGUCCUCCUUGCUGAAAGUAGAUGAUUACUUUUGCUGUAAUGUUAAUGAAAGUUUUAAGUUUGUGCUGAAAAUCCAUUGCCAUUUGGUACAAAUGACAUUUGUUCUUUCUGUGAAAGAGAGAUGCCCUCGAGUGUGUUUGUACACAAAUCCUUAGGAUGGUGAAUUGAAGCAUCACCCUCACUCUGUCUUCAGUGCUGGGUGAUGUCGCAGGGAGAUUGUAGGCAGAUUGGGCUCUACAUCAUUCUUUUGGUUGCUCCGUUGGUGAAAUGGUCCCUUUCCUUCUUUGCAGUGUGGUCUAACUCUAGUAUUUGCUUUGGUGUCCAAGUGUUGAAGCUUGUCCUGCAACAUCUGCCUCUUGUCGGGCUGUGCGAGGCGCACAUGUGGGCCUGGAGCAUGCAGGCAGCCUCCACGUUUGAGUACUGUGUUUCGCUGUGUUUCAAAACAUCUGCAUGGUUUUCAACUGGAAAAAGAAAAAGCUUACGUGUGUGAUGUUCUAAAAUGAAAGCUGCUAAAAAUCCCAGGGAGAACAGCUGAGGAACAGAGCUGGCGGGAUGACUGGGAGGUGCUCUGCCCCAGCACGGCCUGCCCACUGUCGGGCCGCACGCAGCCCUGCGGGUUUGCUCAUGAGCGUUCAGGCAUGAGCUUUGAUGGGAUAAACAGAAAGAAGUCAGCUCUUUUACUUUUUGCAAGUUGGUGAAAACAAACUCUUCCAGGGAAUUUUAUCUUUUUUAGUAUCAUCCUAUGUACUCUGGGAAGCUUUGUUUUCCCAAUUUUUGGAGCUUGUUGGGUUUAACAAAACUGGUUAAAAAUUGAUUUUCCUUAAAAGUGCUCUUUCCAGGUGAAAACUACUUUUUGGGUUUUGUUUGAAGGUAAGGAAUGGAGGGGAACCUUUGCUCUUUUAAUUUAAUAAUUAUGUCCAGCCUAUGAUGAGAGAAGUAUUUUAUUAGACAACAAUGUCACUAAUACGUUUUAAGUUGUCAGAAAUUAAUUGUAAACAUCAGUACAGUCUCUUAGUUAUGGUGAAGACAAUUGUCUUAAGAUGAAUGGCUCAUAUUUUGGUGCAGUGUUUGAUGUUCAAAACAAAAUGUUACAAAAAUAAACAUAAACUGAAUGCA